AUGGGUAAUUCGAUAUCCAGAGUGUUAGGUAAACUAUUUGGUUCACGAGAAAUGAAAAUACUAAUGUUGGGGUUAGAUAAUGCAGGUAAAACUACAAUAUUGUAUAAAUUAAAAUUAGAUAAAAUUAAAACAUCAGCUCCAACAGUUGGGUUUAAUGUCGAAACUGUGGCUUAUAAAAAUGUGAAAUUUAACAUGUGGGAUGUAGGUGGCCAAGAGAGAUUACGACCAUUAUGGAGACAUUAUUUCCCUGCUACAACGGCUUUGAUUUUUGUUAUUGAUUCUAGUGACCAUGAUAGGAUGAAGGAGGCUAAAGAAGAGUUAUAUAGUAUAAUCAGCGAAAAAGAAAUGGAAAAUGUUGUAUUAUUAGUUCUUGCCAAUAAACAAGAUUUGAAAAAUGCAAUGAAACCCCAAGAUGUAUCAGACUUCUUACAAUUGGAAACUAAUUUAAAGAAUCAAUUAUGGUGUGUUAUCGGAAGUAAUGCAUUGACAGGAAAAGGUUUAAUGGAAGGACUUUCAUGGAUUUCAAACAAUACUGCUAAGAAGUAA
This is a messenger RNA of Arxiozyma heterogenica, 546 nucleotides long. RefSeq names its product Arf family GTPase ARF3 (gene ARF3). Bases 1 to 546 code for a protein of 181 amino acids. The record is from RefSeq and is a predicted model, not a curated record. Gene Ontology annotation, biological process: intracellular protein transport; vesicle-mediated transport. Gene Ontology annotation, molecular function: GTP binding; GTPase activity. Lineage: Eukaryota; Fungi; Ascomycota; Saccharomycetes; Saccharomycetales; Saccharomycetaceae. Gene Ontology annotation, cellular component: cytoplasm. The transcript has a single exon.